This is a messenger RNA of Austrofundulus limnaeus, 294 nucleotides long. RefSeq names its product phosphoribosylformylglycinamidine synthase. NCBI's taxonomy places the organism in Eukaryota, Metazoa, Chordata, Actinopteri, Cyprinodontiformes, Rivulidae. Gene Ontology annotation, cellular component: cytoplasm. Gene Ontology annotation, biological process: purine nucleotide biosynthetic process. The record is from RefSeq and is a predicted model, not a curated record. Gene Ontology annotation, molecular function: phosphoribosylformylglycinamidine synthase activity.
GAUGUGAAGUGUAGUGGGAACUGGAUGUGGGCUGCUAAACUGCCUGGGGAAGGUGUGUGCCUGUGGGAGGCCUGCAGAGCCAUGUGUGACGUCAUGGGUCAGCUGGGAGUAGCCAUCGACGGCGGCAAAGACUCACUUAGCAUGGCAGCGAGAGUGGAGGAUGAGACGGUCAAGGCUCCAGGUGCUCUGGUUAUUUCUGCAUAUGCUGUUUGCCCUGACAUCACUGCCACUGUGACUCCUGAUCUUGAGGAUCCCGAUGGCAAAGGUGGGAUAUGCUGACCAACAAAAAAACAA